AGGGCUGCCGUCGCUCGGGAUUGCACUUUGUUACAGACAGUUCGCCAAUUUCUUGACAUUGUAGGUACGAAUACUUGCUUUGGAUAUCCCAUUAAGGUGAGUAUCACCAGAUUGAAAUAGGAUUCAAUACCCAGUGGAAUAUUAAUCAGAUUUUUUUCCACAAUUAUGGAUUAAUUUUCUCCACAACAUCAUGCGAGCCGUCAAAUCAGCCAUCAUCCACUACAGAGAUUUCGUGUCCUCACGUUUGGAUUUAUCAGGGAGAUUUUAAACAAAAAAAAGACCAGCAGCCACGACUGGGUGUCUUUUAUCUUUUUUUUGUGUGUGUGUGCGCGCGCUUCCGGUAAAACAGUAACUAUGCACCUACUCGUGUGGGAUAUGAUCAAAUAUCUAUAAAAGAUUUUCGUGAUAUUGUGCGAAGGAGCCCAGAAGAAGGAAGUCUAGGGCGGGAUAGGUGCAAAGAAACUCUCCCAAAAGAAACAUGGCUUCGGUUUGGAAAAGACUGCAACGUGUGGGGAAGCAUGCAUCCAAAUUCCAGUUUGUGGCUUCCUAUCAGGAGCUGAUGGUGGAAUGCACUAAGAAAUGGCAACCAGACAAACUGGUGGUGGUUUGGACACGCAGGAGUCGGCGGAAAUCCUCCAAGGCACACAGCUGGCAGCCAGGCAUCAAAAAUCCCUACAGAGGAGUGGUGGUGUGGCCUGUUCCCGAGAACAUAGAGAUCACUGUCACCCUGUUUAAGGACCCCCAUGCAGAGGAGUUUGAAGACAAAGAGUGGACAUUUGUCAUUGAAAAUGAGUCUCCAUCAGGGCGGAGGAAGGCCUUGGCCACCAGCAGUAUAAACAUGAAACAGUACGCCAGUCCAAUGCCCACACAGACAGAUGUCAAACUCAAGUUUAAGCCCCUGUCCAAGAAGGUGGUAUCAGCCACGCUGCAGUUCUCCCUCUCCUGCAUCUUCCUCCGUGAGGGAAAAGCCACUGAUGAGGACAUGCAGAGCCUGGCCAGCUUGAUGAGCAUGAAGCAGGCUGACAUCGGCAACCUGGACGACUUUGAGGAGGAGAACGAGGAGGAUGAGGAGAACAGGGUGAACCAGGAGGAGAAGGCUGCAAAAAUCACAGAGAUAGUAAACCAGUUGAAUGCCCUCAGCUGCUUACAUGCGGAUGAUGAUGAUGAUGAUGGUGUCCUUAAGCGAGCAAGCAAAGCAACCGCUAAGCCUGCCGCUUCCUCCCAAGAGCUGAUCAACAAGCUGAACUUCCUGGAAGACGAGGAUCAGGAAACGUCUCCUGCCAUGAACAGAAAUCCCUUUGAUGAUCAAGAUGAUGACCUUCAACCCAAUCACUUCAACCCAUUUGGUGAUCCAGAUGAGGAAGAGCCCCCCAGCCAGCCGGUCCCACGGCAGCAGGGCUAUGAAGAUCCUUUCUAUGACCACGACUCCUCAAAUCCGUUCAACGAGCAAGAUGAACCUGAGACCCUAACAACCCCAGGGAACCCCUUUGACGAGCCCGAACAAGACAUGGACCUCCAGCCAGACCCUGAACCCCCCAAACCCAGGCAGAGGAAAGGAGUACGGCCUGUAGACAUGAGCAAGUACUUGUACGCUGACACUGCUCCCAACGAGGACGAGGAACUUGAUGAAUCCAACCCGUUCUAUGAGCCAAGGACAUCGAGCCCUGUGCGGCCCCCUGCUGGCAGCCCCUCCCUGGAUAUGGACAGCAGCCAGAAGAGGAGGGCUCCUCCACCCCCCAGUUCCAGCCCUGGCCCCGGCCCCGGCCCCAGCCCCAGCGUGCAGGCUCCCAAACCCAGUUCGGGUCCUGACAGGGAGAGACCCCAGCCAUUUGGGCCCGGUCCGGUUGCAGCAGUGAUUGGGAGAGAGUUGGCCUCCUCUUCUCCAAAGCCUAGCCCCGUCCCCAGCCCAGUUCUGGGAGGGAAGCCCAACGCCAGCCAGUCACUGUUGGCCUGGUGCCGCGAGGUCACCAAGAACUACCGCGGGGUGAAGAUCACCAACUUCACCACCUCCUGGAGGAACGGACUGGCCUUCUGUGCCCUGCUGCACCACUUCAGACCCGACACAAUAGACUACAAGUCGCUCAAUCCUCAGGAUAUUAAAGAAAACAACAAAAAGGCAUACGAUGGCUUUGCGAGCCUUGGUAUCUCCCGUCUCCUGGAACCAUCAGACAUGGUGCUGCUGGCCAUUCCUGACAAGCUAACAGUGAUGACCUACCUGUACCAGAUCCGGGCCCACUUCUCCGGGGAGGAGCUCAACGUGGUGCAAAUCGAGGCCAACAGCAGUCGCAGCACCUACAAGGUGGGCGACUUUGAGACGGAUACAAAUGCCUCCAUAGACCAAGACAAGUUCUAUGCUGAACUGAACGACGUGCAACAUCGCCAGGCUGACUCUCAGCCUGUUGCCUCUGCUGGUGCUGAGUCUAACGGCACUAAAGCGGCUGAAGAGGAGGAGGCGAUGGGUUCGGGUUGGAAGGCUGAGAUAGGAGCCGUGAGCUUGCCAGCAGCAGGGCCUUUACAUUCCCCCCCUCCUGUCUCGUCACCACGAACAGCAUUAGCAGCCACAGCAACAAACUCGUCACACAUGACACAGACAAGUUCUGAGGACAGGGGGAAUCUGUUCAAAGCCAACACUUUGGACCUUAGCGAGUUACCGCAGAGGGUAGAGAGAGAGAUGGAGAAGGAGAGACACCAAAAGGAGGAGGUGGGAGAGGAAAGAAGGGAAGGAAGUACUGAACCAGGGUCCCCAACAGGAGAGGGCCCCCCUUUUCCUCCUCCCUCCUCCUCUUCCUCUCCACCCCAUCAGAAACUAGGAUUCUCCUAUAACAGGGAUGCAGACCUCAUUAAGAAGAAAAGGGCCAGCCUGCGUCAUUCAGAAUCUGAGCCCGCCUCAGACACCAGCUCCCCCGCUGUCAACCACACAGACACGCCUCCUAAACAGGAGCCAACACCUGCCACUGUAUCAAGCGUCACUGCAGAGAAGAAGGUGCUGUCUCGUCAAGAGGAGCUGAAAGAGAGAGCCCGACUGCUCCUGGAGCAGGCUCGCAGAGAUGCUGCAAUGAAGGCCGGAAACAAAAACAUCCCAAACUCAGCUGUCAGUGCAUCAAACAGAGCCACAACUGUCUGCGAUGAGCGGGAUGCAGAGCGACGGAGACAGCUGAGAGAGCGAGCCCGGCAGCUGAUAGCUGAGGCUCGAUCAGGAGUCAAGAUGUCUGACAUGAGCAUGCUGGACGCUUCCAGCACUGACAGAGGCAAGGGCAGCAGGGCCGGUCCUACCGGAGAUAUUUUGGACGAAGUGAGAUGUCAUCAUGAGGGUGAUGCUGUUGAUGGUGAAAGGGGUGAGGAUGAGGAAGAGGGGACAGCUGAGGAAGAGCAACUCUAUUUUGGUGGAGAUGAUGAUAAUGACGACGAUGAUGAUGAUGAUGAUGAUGAUGAUGAUACUGAUACUGAUACUGAUGCUGCGGCUACAUCUGCAUUGGCUACUAACCCACUGCCACUGGAGGCCUCUCUUCCAGCCCCCUGCAGCACCCAGGGGUUCCUGGAGCUUACUAACACCGGCUCUGAGCUAACGUCACUGGGAGCAAACAGUAAGCAUGUGGAUUUGAAGCUGAAGAAGCUGGUGGAGGUCAGCCCAAGAAAGCCCACCUCCCCUUCAUCCCCGUCCUCCACCUCCUCCUCAUCUUCACCCACUGCCUCUUCCACCUCCACACACAGCCCUGCAGAGGCCCAGGAGAAUAAUGCUGAGGAGCUGCGCGCAGAGCGUCUGCGCAGAGCGACAGAGAGGCUGCGUAGCCCGGUAGUCUUCAACAAGGAUUCUGCAGUCAGGAAAACACAGCUCAAGUCCUUCAGCCAGUAUGUGGAGACUCGACCAGAGGUGAAGAGACAAAAGUCUGUCCCUGAGGAUCUGAGGAGGGCCGAGGAGGAUGGAGGUUCACCUACAGAGCUUGAUAUCCGCCGACCGUUUGAAGAGGAGAAGGCGUUCAAAGACACCAGUCAGUAUGUGGUUGGGGAACUGUCUGCACUGGAGAGCGAGCAGAGGCACAUAGACGCCCGAGCAGCUCGCGUGGAGAAGAGGCUGCGCUAUCUCAUGGACACAGGCAACAACAAAGAGGAAGAGGAGGCCAUGAUGCAGGAGUGGUUCAUGUUGGUCAACAAGAAGAACGCACUCAUCAGGAGACAGAACCAGCUCUCUCUACUGGAGAAAGAGCACGAUCUGGAGAGACGCUUCGAACUGCUGAACAGAGAGCUGAGAGCCAUGCUGGCCAUCGAGGACUGGCAGAAGACCGAGGCCCAGAAGAGACGAGAGCAGCUGCUGCUGGACGAACUGGUUAUACUGGUCAACAAGCGAGACGCGCUGGUCAGGGACCUGGACGCCCAGGAGAAACAGGCCGAGGAGGAGGAUGAGCACCUGGAGAGGACGCUUGAGCAGAACAAAGGAAAGAUGGCCAAGAAAGAAGAGAAAUGUGUCCUUCAAUGAUUGUCACUUCAGAGGAAACACAACCAACAAAUGUAGCCGAUAAAGAAAUGUAUCAUUAUUAUUGAUAUUCUGAAUAUUAUUGAUAGUGGCUUUCCUAGACAUUUCGAAAAGUUAUCAGAAUCUGAAAUCCGAUGGAUUUUUGUGUUGUUGUUUUGUUGGAUUGUUUUUUUUGUUGUUGUUUUUUUUUGGGGGGGGGGGCAAAUUUAGUGCAGAGACAUGUCUCUGUGAUGCCUUUGCACCAACUUUUUAAGGACUCAAAGUGUUCAUCUUAUAUAAAAUAUUUUUUAUUUUAACCCUUCUUCGCUUCACCAUGAACGGUACUUUAAUGUAAUGUAAAAUGUAUGAGAGGAGAGCAGUGCAAACACAAUUCUACCGUUUGAUGUUUGCACGUUGUGAUGCUGCGGCUGCCUCUCUCUCCGUCUGAAUGUGGAGACCAGUGGGUUGGAGGUACAGCACAAGUGGGUUUACUUUUGUGGGGAGGGGGGUUCUUUUAUUUUGCUACUUUUUUCUGUACCAUUUGAGGAGUUAAUGCACGGGUUGAAGUUUUAAAAAGGAAAAAAAAGAGUUGUUAUAAUAUCAGUCUUUUCAAGCUACUUCAUUACUUGACUGUGUAUCUUAUAAUUAUUUCACUUUUAAAGUUUUUACUUAUAAAUGAUCUUAAAGGGGGAACCGUUCAUAAGUCGUAACUUUCCUAUCGCUUUUUUUUAUUGUCUUGGCUUGAAAGCAGUUUACCAAAAGAGAGAUUGUGUUUUAAAAAAAAUCUCAUGUUGUAUAUUUUCAUCACUGCUCUGACCAGUUGCUUUCAAAAUCCUCUUUUUUUUUGUCAGGAUUCAUGCAGUCAAACACAAAAAAGAUAUAUAUUAUUUAUUGUCCUCUAAAGCUGCUUGUAAGUGAAACUACCAUCACAGUUCAUGUGCAUUUUUGCUCAACAAACUUGUUUGGUUUCUAUUUAUUGUACUCAGAAGAGGAGAAAUAUGCCUCCACAUGCAUCACUUAGAGCUCCACACCCGGUGCAGUUUGUCCUUCAAUGUGUUGAACAUUUAUCCUGUUUAUUUAUUCCAGUGUCAUAACCCAAGUCUUCAAUAAUAAAGUCCUUAUGAUUUCAUACUCCACAAAA
Molecule: messenger RNA, 5591 nt
Organism: Labrus mixtus (cuckoo wrasse)
Lineage: Eukaryota; Metazoa; Chordata; Actinopteri; Labriformes; Labridae
Gene: ehbp1
Product: EH domain binding protein 1
Molecular function (GO): protein binding
Source: RefSeq, a predicted model, not a curated record